AGCGCUGCCUCAUUCCUCCACAGCCUGCCUGCAGUCCGCUCGCUCUAAGCGCCUUUAGCCGCUCUCCAAUUAACAUCUGCAGCCUUUUCAAUCACUUUGGUCUGUUGGAGCCAGACGCGCACAGCUCCACUCCUCGCCAACUUUGCCUGCGCGUCCUAAAAAUCUCUGCGUAAUGUAAUGAAGAAAAAAGGCAACGGUGACAAAUAUUUCCAAGCGAGGAGGGUUUGAAGCCGGUCCUCACAGGUGUGGUAAAACAAGGGGCGCUAAUUGGCCUGCCGGACUGGGAGGAUGGAUGCGCUCGCGGGGAACGGGAGCGCGCGCAAAGUGCUGGGCGGCUGGGGGAAUAUCAGCGGGGAACUUAUGGACGAUAACACGAGCUGCUCCAACAGCUCUGUGGGGAACCGACCGGCCACCAGAGCGCGAGAGAUGGAUUCCUUUCGCAUCCUGCUCUACUCCCUCAUCUUCUUGCUCAGCGUAUUCGGCAACCUGCUGAUCAUCGUGGUCCUGACGCUGAACAAGCGCAUGCGGACCGUCACCAACUCCUUCCUGCUGUCGUUGGCGGUCAGCGACCUGAUGAUGGCCAUCUUCUGCAUGCCCUUCACGCUCAUCCCAAACAUCCUGGAGAACUUCAUAUUCGGGGCAACCAUGUGCAAGAUAGUCACCUACCUAAUGG
Messenger RNA from Cyprinodon tularosa, 673 nucleotides. RefSeq names its product cholecystokinin receptor-like. Gene Ontology annotation, biological process: neuropeptide signaling pathway. The record is from RefSeq and is a predicted model, not a curated record. The annotation marks the transcript as partial. Gene Ontology annotation, cellular component: membrane. The transcript has 2 exons. Gene Ontology annotation, molecular function: neuropeptide receptor activity. Lineage: Eukaryota; Metazoa; Chordata; Actinopteri; Cyprinodontiformes; Cyprinodontidae.